This is a messenger RNA of Trichobilharzia szidati, 222 nucleotides long. The record is from the annotation of a GenBank genome assembly. Lineage: Eukaryota; Metazoa; Platyhelminthes; Trematoda; Strigeidida; Schistosomatidae.
AUGCAUAGAAACCACACAACUGAAAAUGAUCCUUCUGAUCAAGAAGUAAGCAUGAAGAAUUCAAUGAACAUAUGUACGUUAAAUGUUCAAUGGAUAUUGGAACCUCUAAUUGGAUUGUACCGGCACUUUUCGGACGUGCGUAACUCAGCGUGUUUUGGGUGUUUCAGCUCAUUCACCACUAAUUCCGUGAAAAAGGUGUGGACUCCGGUAUUCUUUCGGUGA